AUGAAGGACCAGGAUCAAACCACAAAGAAUGGCGAUUGCAGAGACACACCGAUACCACCUCCCAUCCCUCCACCUGCUCCACCACAGUCAUCGUCACGGAAUCCCUCAUCACUACUUUCGCCCUGGUGGUCAGCUGAACCACUUCCAGAACGACCGGCAGAACAAAACAAAAAAGGCCGACGCACAUUCAUCAACUUUACACGGAUCGCCAAUGCAAUAGAGUACGGUGCCGAUGGACAAAAGACGGGCAAGUCGACACAGCUUUUUUCAGAGCGAUGCUAUUUGUCGACCAGAAAAGAUCUUGGCGAUCAGUCCAACGAUGGGAUUCCUGCACGGGCACCUUCCGAAUGCCGAAUGGUGUGUUUUCUGCGCGAAAACGAACAGCGGAGGAAAGAACGGCAGGAAAAGGCCAAAUCAUUUUGGAACCCUUUCCAUGGUCUGUGGAUCGUAGUUGCUACAACGCAUGCCCGGUGUCUGGAACAUACGGCUGAGAAAGACAUUACCAAAAAGUCCCAUUCUGAUUACUAUACGAUCGAGUUCGGUGAGAGGUUCAGCGGAUCAGGAGACGAUGCAAAGCGAGUGGUGACCAAAACCUUUGCGCCUCUGCAGGAGUUAACGAGACGCUACGUCCAGUCAUGGCAGGACGGAACCCAGGCACUCUUUUUCCAGAGAUUCUGGGAGAGCACAAAGCGCGGCGAUGCGUUCCAUCUCGUACGAGACAACACCAAGAAGCUGUUACAAUCUGUUACCGGAGCUGACAAGAAGGGUCAAGACGACGACUCCAAAAAGGGCUCCAAUCAGUAA
This is a messenger RNA of Zychaea mexicana, 804 nucleotides long. RefSeq lists its product as uncharacterized. Bases 1 to 804 code for a protein of 267 amino acids. The record is from RefSeq and is a predicted model, not a curated record. The transcript has 4 exons. NCBI's taxonomy places the organism in Eukaryota, Fungi, Mucoromycota, Mucoromycetes, Mucorales, Lichtheimiaceae.